AUGUCAAAAAAUAUAACGUUAAAAUUUUUGCCCAACGAGGACGAAAUUUUAGUUGUUGAAGUAGAGAAAGAACGUGCUAUUUAUGAUAGUUCUCUCGAAAAACACAAAGACUAUGGAUAUUUAAAUAAAUGUUGGAACAAUAUUUCGGUUGUAGUUGGUAAAUCAUCUGAGGAUUGCAAAUAUCGAUGGCGGAAUAUACGUGAUACCCACAUGAGGCACAAAAAAAAACUUGGUACUGGAUCUCCGGCCAUAUUGUCCAAAAAAAAAUGGCCUUUAGCUGGUCAUUUGUCAUUUUUGGAUAAUGUUGAGUAUGAAAGAGUCACGGUAUCAAAUGUGUGCAAUGAUCAAGACUCGACAAUAGUUGAAAGUAACCAAGAUAAUACCGGAGAUCCAUUGAAUGAAUCAACUGAAGAAACAGCUGAAGAGGUCAUAUAA
Aphis gossypii (cotton aphid) is the source of this 435-nucleotide messenger RNA. RefSeq lists its product as uncharacterized. Bases 1 to 435 code for a protein of 144 amino acids. The transcript is spliced from 3 exons. NCBI's taxonomy places the organism in Eukaryota, Metazoa, Arthropoda, Insecta, Hemiptera, Aphididae. Gene Ontology annotation, cellular component: nucleus; transcription regulator complex. Gene Ontology annotation, biological process: regulation of transcription by RNA polymerase II. The record is from RefSeq and is a predicted model, not a curated record.